Molecule: messenger RNA, 4137 nt
Organism: Eurytemora carolleeae
Lineage: Eukaryota; Metazoa; Arthropoda; Copepoda; Calanoida; Temoridae
Gene: PCB
Product: pyruvate carboxylase 1
Exons: 35
Coding region: 48-3596 (1182 amino acids)
Biological process (GO): gluconeogenesis; pyruvate metabolic process
Cellular component (GO): cytoplasm
Molecular function (GO): metal ion binding; pyruvate carboxylase activity; ATP binding
Source: RefSeq, a predicted model, not a curated record
ACGUACACAAUAGGUUAGUUUUUUUUUGUAUCGUUUCAGACGUCAACAUGGCGGGAUUAUGUACAGGGAAGAUUUUAAGAAGCUAUCCUCCCUCAAGUUCCAGAAUAUUCGGAUCCUGCAGACACUAUCUAUCUACCUCUCCUGUCAGUCCGGAUGGACAACUGACACCUAUCAAGAAGGUGAUGGUGGCGAAUAGAGGAGAAAUUGCUAUCCGAGUAUUCAGAGCUUGUACUGAGAUGGGAAUAAGAUCGGUUGCCAUUUACAGUGAGCAGGAUAGGAGGCAUAUUCACAGGGUGAAAGCUGAUGAAGCUUACCUAGUUGGAAAAGGACUAUCCCCAGUAGGAGCUUAUCUUGAUGUCCCGGGGAUUAUUAGAAUUGCUCAGGAGCACGAUGUUGAAGCAAUCCAUCCUGGAUACGGAUUCCUCUCUGAAAGAUCUGACUUCGCUGAUGCCUGUGUUAAGGCAGGAAUCAGGUUUAUUGGUCCUCCAGCUGCUGUUAUGGCAAGGAUGGGAGAUAAGGUUGCUGCGAGACAAUCUGCUAUUGCUGCUGGACUACCUAUUAUCCCAGGAACAGAUCAUGCCAUUAAUACUGCAGAGGAAGCUUUAGAGUUUGUUGAAUCUCAUGGAGUACCUGUCAUCUUUAAGGCUGCCUUCGGUGGUGGAGGUCGAGGAAUGAGGGUUGUAACUAGGUUAGAGGACGUGAAAGAACAGUUUGAACGAGCACAUUCGGAGGCUGUUAAGUCCUUUGGUAAUGGAUCCAUCUUUAUUGAACGGUUUAUUGACCGGCCUCGACAUAUUGAGGUUCAGAUCAUGGGAGACAAGCAUGGAAACAUUGUUCAUCUCUUCGACAGGGAUUGCUCUGUGCAGAGAAGACAUCAAAAGGUUGUUGAAAUAGCUCCGGCCUUCAAUCUGGACCCUGUGGUACGUCAAAACAUACUUGAUGAUGCUGUCAAGCUUUGUGACUCGGUUGGAUACAGUAAUGCUGGAACAGUAGAGUUCCUUGUGGAACCUUCCACUGGUCGCCAUUAUUUUAUGGAGGUUAAUGCAAGACUUCAAGUAGAGCAUACUGUUACUGAAGAAGUAACAGGUAUUGAUCUGGUACAGACCCAGAUCCGUGUAUGUGAAGGACAUUCUCUACCUAGCCUAGGCCUCACCCAGGAGACCAUCCAGACCCAUGGAGCAGCUAUUCAGAGCAGGGUUACUACUGAAGACCCUGCAAAGGGAUUCCAGCCAGAUACAGGACGGAUUGAGGUGUACAGAUCAGGGCAGGGUAUGGGGAUCAGGUUGGACGGGAUUGCGUUCACUGGAGCUGAGAUUACUCCAGACUAUGAUUCUCUCCUAGUUAAGAUUAUCAGUCGUGGAAUGACGUUCCAAGAUGCUGCGUCUAAAAUGAGACGAGCACUCACUGAGUUUAGAAUUCGUGGAGUUAAAACCAACAUUCCUUUCAUCCGAAAUGUUCUCAGUCAUCCUCAGUUCUUGAACGAGACUAUCUCAACUCGGUUCAUUGAUGAAAAUCCGCAACUCUUUGAUUUCAAGCCAAGCAUGAACAGGGCUAGCAAGUUGCUUAACUACCUGGGAACAGUAAUUGUCAACGGACCAACCACCCCAUUGGUCACUAAUAUUCUUCCUGCCAAGAUUAAGGUUGAGGCUCCACAAACUCCUCUGACUCGACCUCCCUUUGGUCUCAAGGAUGUUCUCCGGGUCGAGGGACCUGAAGGUUUUGCUAAGGCUGUCAGGAAGCAUCAAGGAGCUCUUAUUACAGAUACUACUUUCAGAGAUGCUCAUCAGUCCCUGCUAGCUACUAGGGUUCGAACCCAUGAUCUUCUCAAGAUAUCUCCCUUUGUUGCUCAUAACUUCUCGAGCUUGUACUCAGUGGAGAACUGGGGAGGAGCUACCUUUGAUGUAUCAAUGAGGUUCCUGCAUGAGUGCCCCUGGGAGAGGUUGGAGCAAAUGAGGAAAGAGAUCCCUAAUGUUCCAUUUCAGAUGUUGUUGCGUGGAGCUAAUGCUGUUGGAUAUACUUCUUAUCCUGAUAAUGUCAUCUACAAGUUCUGUGAGCUAGCCGUGCAGACUGGAAUGGAUGUAUUCCGUGUAUUUGACAGCUUGAACUAUAUCCCCAACCUCGUGGUUGGAAUGGACGCUGUCGGCAAAGCUGGAGGUGUUGUCGAGGCUGCGAUAUCCUACACAGGAGACAUCAGUGACCCCACUAAGACUAAGUACAACCUAAAGUACUAUCUUCACUUAGCUGAUGAACUUAUUCUUAAUGGGGCGCAUGUACUCUGUAUUAAGGAUAUGGCUGGCUUACUUAAACCAAGAGCUGCAACUAUCCUUGUUGAUGCUAUUCGUCAGAAGCAUCCCCAUAUUCCAAUCCAUAUCCAUACUCACGAUACUAGUGGAGCAGGUAUUGCUGCAAUGUUGAACUGUGUAUAUGCUGGAGCCGAUGUUGUUGAUGUAGCUGUUGACAGCAUGAGUGGUAUGACGUCACAGCCUAGCAUGGGAGCGUUCGUUGCUAGUCUUCAGGGUAGUGAACAUGAGAGUAAGCUAGAUAUGGACGCUAUUAGUAAAUACUCAGCUUUCUGGGAGCAGACAAGGAACUAUUAUGGACCUUUUGAAUCCACAACAACCAUGAGAUCUGGAAACGCUGAUGUUUACAAACACGAGAUCCCAGGUGGACAGUACACUAAUCUUCAGUUCCAGGCAUACUCGCUGGGCUUGGGCGAUCAAUUUGAGGCGAUCAAAGUUAAAUAUGCCGAAGCUAAUCAAUUGCUUGGUGAUCUAGUCAAGGUGACCCCAAGCUCUAAGAUAGUUGGAGACCUGGCGCAGUUUAUGGUUCAGAACAAGCUGACCGGGGAGGAGGUGAAGAAUUUCAAAGAUUUUUUAAGGGGUUUGACACAGUUUUCUUUAGGUCAACCUCACGGUGGCUUCCCUGAACCCUUCAGAUCUGAUGUUCUCAAGGACCUUCCCCGAGUUUCAGGACGACCUGGAGAAAAUAUGACUCCAUUUGAUUUCGAGGCUGCAGAAACAACAUUGUCUACCGAGCUUGGUGAAACUAUACAACCACGAGAUGUGAUGUCCUAUGCUCUCUAUCCUCAUGUUGCAAAGGAGUUUUUCAAGUUCAGAUCUACCUACGGUCCUGUAGAUAAACUAGAGACAAGGCACUUCCUGGUUGGGCCUGAUAUGGGAGAGGAAUUUGAAGUUACAAUUGAGAAAGGGAAAACUCUUUCCAUCAAGACCCUGACACCUGGCAUUGAGGUGAAUAAAGCUGGUAUGAGGGAGGUGAACUUUGAGCUUAACGGACAGAAGAGAACUGUUAUGGUCAGGGAUGAGUUGGCUUCUAGCACUCAGACUAGAAGACUAAGAGCAGAUCUUUCAAACAAAACUCACGUUGCAGCUCCUAUGAUGGGUGACGUUGUAAUCCUAAAAGUGCAACCAGGAGAUAUAGUGAAGCCAGGACAGGUGGUUGCAGUACUCUCUGCCAUGAAGAUGGAGAUGGCUGUUCAGACUCAGGUUGCGGGCAAGGUCCGAGCUAUCCAUGUGGCAGUAGGCGACAAGAUCGACGCAGAGGAUCUUCUGGUAGAGAUCGAAGAUCUUGUAGAGUAAUCUUAAUCUACGCUAUCCCGUGUUGGAUGUGUAAUAUGCCAUGUUGUAUAAUGUAUAUGUACUAUUCCAUGUUGUAAUGUACUAUCCCAUGUUGGAUGUGUACUAUUCCAUGUAUAUGUACUAUUAUUCCAUGUUGGAUGUGUACUAGCUCAUAUGUGUACUCUCCCAUGCUGUAUGUGUACUUUCCCAUGUUGAAUGUGUACUAUUUCAUGUUGGAUAUGUACUUUCUUAUGUUGUAUAUGUACUAAUACAGAUUUGAUGAGUUUUAAAAACUUCAAAAUGAGCUUAAAUCUCAAUUUUAAAUAAUAUAUAAUAUUAACUCAUAUCUACAGUUAAAUAUCUAAGUAUAUAAUGAAAAUAGCUCAACCCUAUCCUUGUUAAGAAGAAUUUCAAGAAGCAUUUUAAAAACUUGCUGUUAAAAGGUUGUUGUAAUAAUGUAAAUUUUUUUACUAUGUAAUUUUAAUAAGUUGAUAUGAAUAUUGAACAGCUUUCAAAUAUUUUUUAUGAAAUAUUAUUUUUAACAAUAAAAUGUUUUAUUAUA